AUGUUUCUCUCGCUCUCUGUUUCAUUUAAUUAUUGAUUCGACUCCCGGUAGAGUAAAACAGAAAACAUAUUAACCCAACCCACUCACAGUUGAGAUAACAGCAAUGAUUCAUCACACAGCUUUUUAUUUAGAUCUACCUAGAUCUAGAUCUAGAUCUAGAUCUAAAUCUAGAAUCUAGAUCUCGUUCUAGAAUAUCUAGACCUAGAUCUAGUCUAGUUCUACUUUAAACUUUAAAACUUUUGUAAUAAUAAUAUCCAUUCAUUUUGAACUCACUAAGAAAGUGUAUUUGAGUGCAUCUCAUUACAUUAUACAAGCAGAGAAUCAGAUCUAGAGACAACAUGGAUUUAAAGAUACCCUUUAGGUGUCCACAUUGUGGUGACACUCAGAAGUUUGACACCUUGCAAGAUUUACGCCACCAUUUAGAAGGACAGCAUUCUUACCGCUCCAGGAGACGAAUAAACUUAUCCAAUGGAAGCUCAUUCUCAGGGCGCCAUUCUCCAUUGAUGGAACUCUUUCAUGCUGAUGCUCAAAAACUGGAGGAGUCACUUAGGAAAUAUAAAGAAGAUGAGCUGAAUAAUAAAAGAAUUAGAAGAGAAAAUGUAGGGACCCAUUUAACAAAGAGUCCAGCCUAUAGUGAAAGAAAACAUUUUAAAGAAAAAGUUCGAGACGGGAAUCAGCAUAGAUUUAAAAAUUACCCUGUAGAAACAGCUAUUUACAAUGUGGGAGCUCAUAAACAGCAAUCAUUUAUUUCUGGCGCUUUAUCAGAUUCUGAUGUAGAAUUUUACCCUACUAAAUUAGAGAAUCUUCACUCCAUUCCACUGUAUUCAAGAUCAAACCCAAGAAACUUGGGAGAAAGGCAUGUGAAAGAAACUUUGUCUUCUUUAUCUCAUGAGGUGAUGCAUGAACGAGCCACUCAGCAAGCCACUGCAGACUCCUUGUAUUCCACUGAAGAAUUACUCAUUAAUGUUGAACAGGCUGCGGAAAUUAAAAUAGCCCAGCAGCAAAGAGUUAUAGAAACUCUAGCAGAAAAACUCAAGUUUAAAGAAAAGAGACUCGAGAUGAUAACAAAACAGAUAGAGAAUCUAGGCCAGCAGCAAAUUGAGAACCUAGAGAAAGCUCACAAGCUGCAAGAACAGUCUGACUAUACUACAGAACUUCUUCAACAGCAGCUCCUUCAGAAACAAAAAGAACUUGAUGCAUUAAACUUAAAGAUGGAAAAAAUGCAUGAUUAUUUUAACAAGGGGGAUAAGCCAGAGAAAUUAAAACUUGAUGAGAGUACAAAAGGGUUUAAAUUGGUCAAUGAAAAGAAUUUACAUGACACAGACACACCGAAAGACUUCAGGCUUCAAAAUCUUAGGUCACCGACCAUUCAGCAUGUGGCUGAUAAUGUAAGUAACCCAGGCAUUUUGAUUGACAGUCCUAGAAGAACAAUUCCUGCUGAUACAAAUUCAAAAGAUAAGGAGCUCAUCCUCAUAAAGACAAAAGCACAUCAGCUUGACAGAGAUCGGCAGAAUUUGUUGUUUGAAAUGCAGAGUUUACUCGAAACAGCAGCAUUGGACAAUGAAAAACUUCAAUCAGAACUGGAAAGUCAAAGACAAGAGUUAUCCCAACUUAACAGUGAACUUGAGCAUUCUAAGCAUGAACAGACAGAGUUGUUAGGGGAGACAAAUGCCCUAUACCACCAAGCAGAUGUCAGCUUAGCCAAGCUGAAGACACUAUUGAAGGAGAGAGAGCAUCAGCUGGCAAGUCUGACUAACUCCUUAGAACAAGCUAGAUCCACCCAGGCCAGGCUUGCUCAGGAGAGAGAUGAAUGCUUGAAGCUUGCAGCAGAGAGGGAGGCGAUUUACCAAACAAAAAUCUCAUCCAACAAAGUUCAGGUGAAGGAAAUGAAGGAAACUUUAGACAAUAGCUUGUCUGAAAAGAAAAAACUGGAGAAAGAUUUGAUCAAAUUAAAGACUGAAUUAGACGCUAAAGAUGGGAAGGAUAAACAGCUGUUGGAGAAAAUGGCAGUCCUCAAGGCAAAGCUCACAGAGAGAGAAAAAAGUCAAGCUAAGUUAAAGGAAGAGCUUAAAAAAAGGGAAGAAAAACUAAAAAAGGCAAAACAUGAGAUGCAACGAAUGACCAACUAUCUGAAAGAUACAGCAGAGAAAGAGAUAGAAGCCCGGGCUAAGCUGGAGACCUUCAUCUCAGGUCUUAUAGACAGGGCAGGACAAGCUGAAGAAGAACUAGAGAGAUUAAAGGCAUCUUUUGGCCACAGUCUUCAACAUGCUGCAACACCCAGAAAACACAAGAGAGAUAUCACUGGUGCUUUAGAUCUGAGUAGUUUGCCUGGGGUCAGCCCAACAGGGUCACCCAUGCCCCAGGCUGGUGAUUUCAGUACAUCUGUUAGUGAGGAAGAACCUUCAGAGAGCAAUUUUCAAAAACACAGUACAUUGCUUAAAGGCCAGAUUUCUCCAGUUUACAAGAGAAGGACGGAAAUAGAUCGGCAUAGAGGAAGACAGGAGCAUGAUCAAAGUAUUAAUAAAAAACUGCAUGAAACAAUUAAUGUGGAAGUUUAUGUAGAUGGUGACUCUGCUCUGGAUGAUCAGAAUGAUGGGAGUGAAUGUUGUUCUAACUGCAUGCAAGAUUAUCCUGCUGUUGGUUCCAAUUUUAACCAGCUGAGACAGAUCAGUUUACAGAAGGAGCCAGCACCCCCAGCCUUACAACUUUGUUCCAACUGCCAGCAACAGUUUCACCUGCCUCGUCUUACACAGGCAUCCCCCACACAGGGGCAUUCAUCUCUACAGCAUCAAGUGUACACUUCUUCACCUCAACACACCUUAUUGAAUGCACAUCACAGGCCGUUAUCUCUCACAAACCUGCAGGAGCCUGUACACUACUUGGAUAACUUGCACUCAUUCACUCAUCCUGAUACUAAUAGCAUGCGCAUGCCCUCUUCACAACCUCACCACUCGUCAUAUUCCAUGCACCAAAAUGCAAGUCAACUGAAUGCUAAACCGUUGCACCUCUCUUCCUCAGAGCACCAAGGCAUGCAUUUUUCAAAUUUUAAUCCAACUCACUCAAGUAACAACUCACUUUUUGCAUCUAAAAAUAAAUCGUUCAGUGUUCCAGACAUUAAUAACAGAAACUUAUAUUCUGGCGCCAUGUUAGGGAGGGGUUCAUUUUUCUCAGGGCAGGCUGUAACAAGACAACAUUUACAGCCCCCUCUCUCUUAUAAUAAUACUUUAACACAUUCUGAUGAAGAAGACCUUUACAAAAGAAAUCUGUAUGACAAAAAUUAUGACUCUCCUCACCAGAAUACAAAUUCGUUGUUUGAAAAUACACCAGAGGUGGCAACAAUGUUUGAAAAUCUGUCCAAAAAUCCCUUGUACACACAGUAUCUUGAUGUUCCUUCUCUGCCAGGUUUUCAUGUCAGAGGUUACAGAACUGGCAACCAUUCCAGACAACCACCAGAAAAAGAACUGGACCGCAGCGCUGGUCUGUCUAUAGAUGAAAAUGGGAUUCUCUGGGAGCAGGUACCGUCCAGUGGCUUCAGUCCCUUGUCCAAGUCUUCAAGAAAAAACUUUCCAGGCAGGCCAGCCAAGCAAGGAAACAUGGAACUCUUCAAGCUUGGAGAUGACACUGAUGUUGAUGAGGACUUGACAGACUACCUAAAUGAGGAUGAGCUUAAAUCAUAUGACCAGAACUCAAAGGUUAAAUUAAGCCCAAUUAAUAAAGCUAAAAUUUCAUCUCUGCAGAAAGACCCCAUACCACUAGGGGACAAAAUAGCCAAACUUUUGACUUCACUAAAUCCAACUGAGUCUGCAGCCAGGGAAGACUAUCAUAAAAACUUGUACACACAGAAUCUGAAGCAACCAACACAUGCAUCUAAAGCAGCAAAUGAGUAUUCUUCAGAGGAGUCUUCUCCAUCAAGUCCACUACACAAAGCCCAACAAGUUCAGAAGAGAGUAGAGCAGUUAACAAAUGAGAGACCCAAGUUUGUCAAUACUUUGUCUAAGCAGUCAUAUGGGUUUGAUGUCAGUCAGUUAGACUCUGACUUGUCAGUCAGCAGCUAUGCAUCAUUGAGUCAAGUAAAAAACCAACAUCGUGAAGCACAUGUGAAGCCCAUAGAGAAAAAUGAAGAAACAAAACCUUUAGAGGAAGAUGUAAUGGUAGCCACCCAUGUUAAAAGGGGCCCAAAGAACCCCAGUCUUACUGUAGAACCAAUAGAAGCUCCAGCAGCAUCAACACCAGCUAAAGGAAGUCUUGGUGCUAAAAUACACAACAAACCUGAACCUGAAGCAGGUGUCCCCAAACAUCAGCCUGAUGAAAAAAGUACUCAAGCUAAAGAAGAAUUUACCUUACCAAAAAUAUGUAAUGCAAAAGAAAAUGAGAAGAUAGACUUGCCAAUACAGACUGAUACAAAAGAUACCAAAGAAACAAAUGUUCCUAAGGUGUCUAAUAUCACAACUUUUGAUCAGAGUGUAAAGAAUGUAAAUGCUGCUUCACAAGAGAAACAAACUCAUGAACCGGCUAAAGAAGCAGAUGAAGAUCUGGCUAAAUACCAAGAUGUUGAAUUAAAACCAGCUCGCGAGCUCAGGGUUAGAACUUUAAACAGCGCCACCUCAGAAGAAGAUUUAUUGGACUCAGAAAGUAAAGAGAAGCAAGAAACCCUUGUUGAGGAGGUGACAGACAACUCCAAUACACAUGACGCAGCAGAGUUCAUUGGUGAUACCUCGCUAGAAAACUUCACUGAUGACACUGAGGGGCCAGCUUUUAACCCUAAAAGAAAGGAGAGUGUUGACGCCUCCACUGAUACAGACUUAGAGAAACUGGCCAAACCAGGUUAUUUACAAAAAGGUUUAACUGUGAAAAAAAAUGUGCCAACUGUCAAGUUUAUAAGAAAGAAGAGAAAACAAAGACCCCCGUUAAAGCAGACACAUUCCCAGGAGUUGUUGUCAUCAGACACUGAAGAUUUAGAUGACAAUGAAAAGAUUAAACAGGCAGCGCUGAGAAGGAUGAGAAUUGCCCUGUUUCGUGUUUUUGCCUAUCUGGACACAGCCAGCCUAUUGGUGGCGUCAACAGUGUGUAGGGAGUGGAGAAAGGUCAGCAGACAUCCUGCCCUAUGGAAGUCUGUUUGGUUAGAAAACAAAACUAUUUCCAGUUCUUUUCUGCUGACCUUGUCUCAGUGGUGUACACAGACACAAGCUUUCACUCUACAAGGUUUGAGGGGAAGAGGAAUCAGGGCUGAUGAGUCACCAGAGAUUUAUCUUUCUGCUGUCAGGGGAAGUUUGGAGCCUGGGUUGGAGAAGUUUUUGUCAGCCUGCCAGAACACUAUUUCAAGUCUUCAUAUCUCAGACUGUGACAACAUCAUCACCGACAAAUGUCUGUGGCUAGUGAGUGGCUACUGUCGUCUGCUGACCAAACUGACCUAUCAGAGUAAACUUGACCCCAUAACACCCCAGCUAAUGUGGGCUCUAGGGGGAGGAUGUCCGGGUGUCACGUCCCUGUUUGUACAACCUAAGUAUCCGUGUGAAAAAGUGAACGCAAUGAACAACCGUUGCUUGUUGUUGAUUGGUCAGUUUUAUAAAGACAUUCAGGACAUUGGAUUAGGCGGGAAGGAAUUUGAUACUGCUGGACUGAUUUCACUCAUUCAGUCCUGUCAACGUUUACGCAACAUCCUGUUUGACCACAGCAUAGUGAUGACAUCAGAUGUGGCAUCUGCCCUGUGUAAAGCAGGUCUCAAACAACUCCAGUCCAUCUCUAUCGUUGGCACAUCAGUAGAAGCUAAGGCAAUACAAAGUUUUCAGGGAAACUGUCGCCAGCUAAAGAAGAUUUACAUCAAAAUGAAUAUUGAAGACUGUGUCACUGAUCCUACAAAGAAGAAAGACAAAGAGCAAUACAAAAAAUUGGUCAAAGCCUUACAGACACUAAAAACAAAGGCUGGAUUUACAAAUAUCCUCACAUUGGAUUUGGGUCCUGCUGAAUAAAGUAGACAGUCUAUUUUUAGAUGACAAGGAAUCUCUGUUAAAAAUUUGUGAUUUUAAAUUUUGCAAAAAUUAUUUUUAUAGAAUUAUUACAUAUUUCUGUUAAUUUAUAUUGACCAUACCUUGCAAAACAAUAUUUUUUUUACAAUCGUUGUUUCACUCUAUUAUUGAUAUGAUUUUCUUUAAAAAAAAUCACAUUUUAAAGUUGUUUUUUUUAUUAGUUGCUUGAUUGUUUACACCCAUUUACAGUUUAUAGCUGACACUCCACAAAUUUGAUGUGAUAUAAAAUGUUCACAUAGAAAUAUAAAUAAAAUGUUGAAUGAGUUUUAUAACAAAAUCAAACUGUUCUGAUGUCACAGGAGAAAUGUUGACUUGCAAAUUAUUUGUCAAAUCCAUUUUCUCUUACUGCAUUUUUUGUUUUAAAUUUUGUUUCUUUAUAUUAGCAGAUUUUUAAACUUUGUUUCUUUACAUUUGUAGACUUUUAAAAAAUACUCAUCUCUCUGCAUUUUAUUUUUACUUGACAAUUUUCAAUGAAAACAUUUUCCUAUUUAGUUAUAAGCUAGUACCUUUUAUUAAAAUAAAAUGUAUUGUAUUGAAAUAUAUUUUUAU
Molecule: messenger RNA, 6575 nt
Organism: Physella acuta
Lineage: Eukaryota; Metazoa; Mollusca; Gastropoda; Physidae
Product: early endosome antigen 1
Molecular function (GO): protein binding
Source: RefSeq, a predicted model, not a curated record